Molecule: messenger RNA, 969 nt
Organism: Diachasma alloeum
Lineage: Eukaryota; Metazoa; Arthropoda; Insecta; Hymenoptera; Braconidae
Product: annexin B9-like
Exons: 3
Coding region: 1-969 (322 amino acids)
Cellular component (GO): cytoplasm
Molecular function (GO): calcium ion binding; calcium-dependent phospholipid binding
Source: RefSeq, a predicted model, not a curated record
AUGACUCCUAGAUAUUGGCCUUAUCAGUGUACACCAACGGUGUAUCCAGUUGAGCAGUUCGAUGCAGUCGCUGACGCAGCGUCAAUGUGCAAAGCAAUGAAGAGUCCUGGUGUCGAUGAACAAGCCAUAAUCGAUGUUGUUACGAAACGCGGGAUUAAACAGCGUCUAGAGAUCGCUGAUGUGUACCAGCAACACCACCCAAACACCUUGGUCGAUGACCUGAAGAGCAAGCUGUCUGGGAACCUGGAGCAUGUCGUCGUGGCCCUCUUGACGCCGCUGCAGGAUUACUACGUCAAAGAACUCCACGACGCCAUUUCGGGGCGCAAGCCCGACGAGCGGUCGAUUAUCGAAUUAUUGUGUACAAUCGGUAAUUGGGGGAUCAAGACUGUCGUGGAGUCUUAUAAGAAACAAUAUGGAAAAAGCAUAGAGGACGAUCUCAAAGAUGCUUCCGGCCAAUUCAAAAGAUUGAUCGUCUCCAUCUGCCAAGCGAACAGAGACGAGAACGUAGGACUAGACCUCGCUCAAGCUCAGGUGGACGCCAAUGAUCUGUUCGAAGUUGGUGAGAAGCAGUGGAAAGAAGAGAACUCCCGGUUCAACGCACUAAUCAUCACCAACAGUUAUCAACAACUCCGCCAAUUAUUCCUGGAAUUCGAGAAGAUCUCCGGGGAUGACAUUGAAGUGUCCAUUGAGAGGGCCUUCUCCGGAAGUAUCAAGAAAGGACUUCUCGCAUUUGUCAAAUGUACGAAAUCAAAGGUCGGCUUUCUCACUGAGAGACUUCACGCUGCCAUGCAGGGAAUUGGCACCAAAGAUCGCGUCUUGAUUCGUAUCAUUGUACUGAGGAGUGAAAUCGAUCUUGGGGAUAUUAAGGAGACGUUUGAGAAGCGCUAUGGAAAGUCCCUUGAGAGCUGGAUUGCUGGAGACACCUCCGGAGAUUACAAGAAAGCUCUUCUGUCCAUUAUUUCCUCAUGA